AUGGCAUCACAUAACACACUACCUGCUAAGGCCAUCAUCCUCAGCUCACGGCUACCCGUCUACACUGACGACGACGACGACGCGGCGUUCGAAGCAUGGCUGCGGGAGCAGGAGCGGGAGGAGACGGGAGGGGGUAGCGGAAAAGGCGGUAAGACGGCUAAAACAGGAAAAUUAGAUGCAAAAUCAAGCGAGAAAAGAGGCGGUGGUAAGGGAAAGGAGAGGCGAUCAGAGACGGGGAAAGAAGACCCCUCCGCGUCUGCGCGAGCAGCAGCGGGGGGAAAGCGGGAUGGCGCUGUGGCGGCCGCGGGGAAGGGUGAGGAGGCGGGGGGGAGCGGAAGUGCGGGGAAGGAUGGGGGGAAGACGGGGAGAGGUGGAAAAGAGGCGAUGGAGGGGGUGGAGGUGGGAGAGGAGCAAGGGGGGGAUGAGGAGGCAGCUAAGGUGGCUGCUGACGUGUCAGUGGAGGAGGCUGAGGGGGAUGCUGACGUGUCAGGGGAGGAAGCUGAGGUGGCUGCGGAGGUCGAUGAUGACGUGUGCGAGGUGUGCGGGGGUGACGGCGAGUUGCUGAUGUGUGACGCGUGCCCUGCUGUGUACCAUCUGCACUGCCUGCACCCGCCGCUCUCCCGCGUGCCUGAAGGAGCUUGGUUUUGCCCCAAAUGCGGCCAUGACUGGUCAGCAGCGGAGCGGUUUUUGGGCGUGAGAGAGGUGGAGCAGCGAGGCGAGGACAAGUCCCACAUCCACUGCACCUGGGUGGCAGCUGCAACAGUGGAUGCAGCGGCAAAGAGCUUGCCGGGACUUAAAGCCCGGAUGAGGUACUACCUGCGACAGCGGGCAGAAGCAGCAGCACAGAGCGCGCUGUAUGGGGAUGGGGAGGAAGACCCGGAGGAGAGUGGAGCGGUGCCGGUGCUGCGACCUGAUUGGCUGGUUGUGGAGCGCAUCGUGAAUGCCAAGAAGAACCGCAAGGGGCAGCAGGAGUACCUAGUUAAGUGGCGGGAGUUGGGGUACGAAGAGGCCACCUGGGAGACAGAGGAGGAUAUGCGGAGCAAAGGAAGAGGGCCGGCCAGUGGCACGGAGCAAGUGCCACAGGAGGGGCUGAAUGAUGGGGCAAAGGAUGGGGCGAAGGAUGGGAAGAAGGCUGCGGAUGAGGGAAAGAAAGGAUCAGGAGGAGAUGGGAAAGGGAAGAAGGGUAUGAAAAAAGGAGGCUGGGAAGAGAGUGGUGCAGCAGUUGUAGAGGGUUUCGAGGAGGCUGUUAAGGAGUAUGAGGAGAUGAUGGCGAGAGGACCCAAGGCAUCGACUCGCAAGCUGUCUUUUGAGUCGACUCACAAGCUGUCUUUUGAGUCGACUCACAAGCUGUCUUCUAAGUCUACUCGCAAGCUGUCUUCUGGGUCGACUUAA
This is a messenger RNA of Closterium sp. Yama58-4, 1392 nucleotides long. The record is from the annotation of a GenBank genome assembly. NCBI's taxonomy places the organism in Eukaryota, Viridiplantae, Streptophyta, Zygnematophyceae, Desmidiales, Closteriaceae.